This is a messenger RNA of Phragmites australis (common reed), 1924 nucleotides long. RefSeq names its product protein HLB1-like. Lineage: Eukaryota; Viridiplantae; Streptophyta; Magnoliopsida; Poales; Poaceae. The coding region runs from base 168 to 1631 and encodes 487 amino acids. The transcript is spliced from 14 exons. The record is from RefSeq and is a predicted model, not a curated record. Gene Ontology annotation, molecular function: protein binding.
CCCCUCCCACUCCGCUGACGCGACGCCCGCUUCGGCCCCGUUGGUUUCCUUUCGCCCAGUGACCACGCGGCCGUGCGGAGCGAGACGAGACCACAGACCAGUGGCCAGCACCCGCGCGCCUACCCUCCCAGAUCCCGCCGCGCGAGGUCGAACCCCGAGGAGUAAUCAUGGAGGAGCCCACGGAGACCAGGCCCGCGGACCUCGCCAACGGCGCGCGGGAGCCGGAGGUGGAGACGGCGGCUGCGCCGGAGGUGGUGGCGGAGGAGGAGGAAGAGGAGCCGCCGCGAUCGGCGACGGCGAAGCAGGAGGAGGCGAGGGCGGCGAUGGGGGCGGAGGGGUCCCGCCCGUUCACCAUGCGGGAGCUCCUCGGCGAGCUCAAGGAGGACGGCGAGGCGGCCGGGGGCAGUGGCGGCGUGAGAUCUGGGUUUGGGGAGGGGAGCGGGGUCGGAUCCGCCGACGCCGAGGGCUCUUCGUACAGCCAAGAUAGCAUGCAGCAGUUCUCAUCCCACCAUGAUGUAGCGAUGGACUUGAUAAAUAGUGUAACUGGAGUUGAUGAGGAAGGCCGUUCUCGCCAAAGGAUUCUUUCUUUUGCUGCCAAAAGGUAUGUAAAUGCAAUUGAAAGAAAUCCUGAUGAUCCUGAUGCAUAUUAUAAUUGGGCUCUAGUCCUCCAGGAGAGUGCAGACAAUGUGGAUCCCAAUUCUAGUUCCUCCAAAGAUGCAUUGCUUGAGGAGGCCUGCAAAAAGUAUGCUGAAGCUACCCGACUUUGCCCAACUCUUUAUGAUGCAUAUUAUAACUGGGCUAUUGCUAUUGCUGAUCGAGCUAAAAUGCGAGGUCGUACAAAAGAAGCCGAAGAACUGUGGAAGCAGGCAAUACUGAACUAUGAGAACGCUGUCCAUCUUAAUUGGAAUAGCCCACAGGCUCUCAACAACUGGGGUCUUGGGCUACAGGAGCUUAGUGCAAUUGUUUCUGCUCGGGAUAAACAAACCAUCAUAAAAACAGCGAUAAGUAAGUUUCGUGCCGCAAUUCAGCUGCAGUUUGAUUUCCAUCGGGCAAUAUACAACCUCGGAACUGUCUUGUAUGGUUUAGCAGAGGAUACCAUGAGAUCUGGGAAGCCAGAUGUCUCCCCUAACGAGCUUUACAGUCAGUCUGCUAUCUAUGUUGCAGCUGCUCAUGCAUUGAAGCCAAAUUACUCGGUCUAUCGCAGUGCUUUGCGAUUAGUCCGUUCAAUGUUACCUCUGCCAUAUCUCAAAGUGGGGUAUUUGACUGCUCCUCCAGCAAAUAACGCCAUUGCACCACAUAAAGAUUGGGAGAGGUCGCAAUUUAUUCUGAAUCAUGAGGGACUCCAGCAGGCCGAUGCUUCUGACCAGCCUUCAUCACAAUCCCCUGUGCAUACAGACAGAGGGAGAAAACCUGUCAGAAUAAAUGUUGCAGAUAUCGUUUCAGUGUCAGCGUGCGCUGAUCUAACGCUGCCAAGUGGUGCUGGUCUUUGUAUAGAGACUAUUCAUGGGCCAACAUUCCUGGUUGCUGAUAGCUGGGAGGCUCUUGACGGUUGGCUGGACGCCAUACGCCUUGUCUACACUAUCUUUGCGAGAGGCAAGAGCGAUGUCCUUGCUGGUAUUAUUACUGGUUGAUGGUUUGUUGCGAGCGCGGAGUGUGCAGCUUCCUCCUUCGAUUUGUCAUGUCUCCCAGCGUUGAUUUAUCUCACAGCUUUUCUAGAUUUAGAGUAUAUCGUAUAUGUUGAUUUGUAACUCGUUUCUUUCCAUUGAUAGAUGAUAGGCCCAUUUUCCUUUGUAAAAAUGGCCGUGUCACUAUAUUGUGCCUUCACAGCAGAUGUAUCAAGAUAUGAACUUGCAUUGUACUUCAGUUUGUGACUUUUGCGACUUUGUAACAAUGUAUUAAGGUACGAUGAUCGUGUUACGGCUUA